This is a messenger RNA of Ostertagia ostertagi, 336 nucleotides long. The record is from the annotation of a GenBank genome assembly. NCBI's taxonomy places the organism in Eukaryota, Metazoa, Nematoda, Chromadorea, Rhabditida, Trichostrongylidae.
AUGGGCUCAGCUCAGCCAGCUCGACGAUAUCCGAUGGGAGGUCAGCAGGAUCCGAACGCUGAACUUUUGGCUGCAAUCAAAGACGUCGUUGCCAAGUUCAAGGCGUCAUUGGACGAGACUGGUCUUGACCAGGACGUCCGGCUAAUGGGAAAUCAGCUAAGGAACACCUGGCAGCAACUCAGGACAGGAGUCGAUCGUGGACUUCGCGCCAUAAAGCAGAGCGCAGAGAAUUCUCUGGCUGAGGCGAAUUUAGGACCAAUGAAUGAACAGUUGGGACGGAUGUUUGAGAAGGCCGCCGAUGACGUGAAUCAAUCUCAAUACAAGAGACCCCAAUAA